Molecule: messenger RNA, 813 nt
Organism: Chiloscyllium plagiosum (whitespotted bambooshark)
Lineage: Eukaryota; Metazoa; Chordata; Chondrichthyes; Orectolobiformes; Hemiscylliidae
Source: RefSeq, a predicted model, not a curated record
AUGGUGAGUCCAGUUGCGUUCCUGGUCAAUGAUAACCUCCAGAAUAUUGACAGUGGAAGUUUCAGAGAUAGUAACACCACUGAAUGUCAAGGGCGACGGUCAGAUUGCCUCUUAUUGGUGAUGGUCACAGCCUGGCAUUCGUGUGGGUCGAACGGGACAUCUCAGGUCCCGCUCUGUUUACCCGGGACCAAAGCCCAUCUCCGCGGCUCACCAAACCAACCUGACCCGUUCCUUUUGCUUGGCUCCCGGGCUCACCCCGCUCCGUUUAUCCGGCUCCCGGGCUCACCCCGCUCCGUUUAUCCGGCUCCCGGGCUCACCCCGCUCCGUUUAUCUGGCUCUCUGACCCGUUUGAUUUUUGAAUGUUUAACCCCAACAUUCGAAUCUCCCUCCUUGACUAACGUAACUUCCGGCCCACUCGCCAAAACGAAGCAGAGGCGCAUGCUCUGUGCACGUGGUGACGGUUGGGUUCAGAUUCAAACAGAUGGUCGUUUCCCAGGUGAUGGUGGCUACGAAUCCAGAGACUCUCUCCUCUUUGUGCCAUUGUCAAACUGGCAGAUUAUGCCAUACAAAGAUCUAAGGCUGACGGAACAGAACAAGGAGUACAAAGUUACGGCUGUAAAGAAUGUGUGCAAAAAGCAAGGUCAACAUUACAUUUGAAAUUUUGAGAGGUCAAUUCAGAAGUCUAAUAACAUCGUAGAAGAGGCUGCUCUUGAACCUGCUGGUACGUGUGUUUGAGCUUUUGGAUGGAAGAGAAUAUAUAUGGGAUGGGAGGAGCCUUUGAUGAUAUUGGCUGUCAUUCCGAGCCAGCGAGAA